CCACAACCCUAAGGAGUCAUAAGUAUGAUGUUUACGUCUAUCCUAUUCAACAGAAUAUCCAAAUUCAACUAAGAAGUUCAUUGUCUACGUAGUAGUUUCUUAUCAAUGGAGACAUAUAUCUAGAGAAAUUAUAUUACCGAAAGUUCCCGGAAGAAGAGCUUUGUACUGACCGCGAUGACACUUUGUUUUAUAGAACCAAUAGCUUAACUGUUCCGAGUCUCCAAACUAAACCGACAUUCCACGCCAAGAAAAGAAAUGUGCCGGAGUUAAUCUAAUGUUUUAUAAUAUGACAGACAAACAAACAAACAAGUGAAGAACAACGUUGCCGGUUGAUCUUUAUGCUUUGUAUAAUUAGAGCUUCUUCUCUGCCAUGGGUAGUUAACUAAUUUUUUAUAUUAUUAUUACACGGCAGCGAGCAACUUAAUAAUUUAGAACUUAAACUAAUCAGAUCAGUGUCAAGAACCAGUUGAUCCCAAUAACUCGAGUUGUAACUGGUUCUUGACAUGGUAUUAGAGCCUUCUGUGACCGACAGGUCUUGUGUUCGAUUCCCGGUGACCCCCAUUUGUUAAGCACAUGGUAUUAUUGUCUUCAGACCUGUGCAAACUCCAAGCCCUUGUGAGUGGCUUUCGUUUGAGGGGCCGUGUUAGUGUUGUGAUAUAUGAUCCAUGAUUGAACCUCUCCCAACAACUCGAGUUAUUGGGAUCAACUGGUUCUUGACAAUCAGGUCAUCAUGUAAUGUCGGAUAUUGGAUCAGUCGAUCCAAAAUGUAUGUUCGGCCAUGACAUAAUGAAUCAUCCAAUCGACAAAUUCUUGUUGAUUUUACCUUGUUUUGAAUUCAUUGGAGUGAAAGCUCUAGGUUGAUUUGUCCUCUAGUUAUUGGGGGUGAUGCAGUUUAACUUGCUGCAAUGAUUGGUUUAAAAUAAUUACUUUCACUCCUUUAGAAACAGUAGAGCUAUAUUGUCUGAGUUGGGGACAUGAAUAAUUUUUGUGAUUUGUAUGAGUAUUAUUAGAACCAUGCAUGUUUUUUAUAUUGGAAACUUGUAUGGGUGGUUGAUCCAAAGCAUUUAGUCUAGGUUAGAAUUGUCUAACCGGUUCUGGUCUUUUGGCUAACCGGUAAAAUGGACUUGUUCCUGGUUCAGUGUAAACGACGGUUCUGGUUCGAGUAUAUGAUACCCGAUUGUUGGUUUUCACCAAACGGACUGGGAACACAACCGAGAACCGCAAAUUCCUUUUUAUUUAUGUAAGAAAAAUCAUUAAAAAAUAUGAUGAACUAGUUACAUCUUAGCGAAUUCACGCAAAAACCACGGAGAUCUUGACCAUCAAGCUCGAUUCGGUUUUGCUGUUUCUGGUAACUGUUAGGGUAUUGGUUUUUUUUACGACCUUUAGCUUAAUGGGUUUGUUACAGUCUCAUCUAUGAAUUCCUUAAAUGGGUUUUUGGUUUUCAGUUUAACUAGGGGAUGAGUUAACCUUCUUGGGUUGGAAGUUGGGAGAAAGAUCCAGAAAUUAGGCAAAGAGUAGUGAUGAUUAAGCCAGGCAAAUGACAGCAGCAGCUAGACUAGAAAUAAAUAUAAUGUGGCCAUAGCCCAUAUGAGCAACUAGAUUGUUGACUCAGAAUUCUAUCGAGGAGAAUGGAAAAGGACCAUUAAUUACUUAAUGCAUGCACAGGUAGGAGCAUUAAAAUGUUCCAAUCUUUUUUCUUAAUGUAAUAUGCUUAUUCUAUAUUCACUUUUGUUCUCUAGCCGUGUAGCCAUGUCGUCUCUUGCAAAACGGCAAUGUCUCUAUUGACAGAGUUGCCAUGGAUGGGCAAUAAACCGGACCGGAUCUUUUACCUAAUCUGGUGUCUGAAUGAUGCAGGCCCGGUUCCAAUCCUUGCAGUAUCAUACUUAAAAAGGGUCUUGAAAGGUGAACCACAAUGGGACAAUCCGGAAUUCGAUUUCUGGGCUACAGCCGAAACAAACCGCUCUUUGAGGAGCUUCCUGAGUCGAGGAAGCCAUGGAGACGAAGAAGAAGUUGAUGACGACCACCACUACAAAAAGCUCGAAGCAGAGUUAUGUUUCCCUUUGCAGAAGCACCAGCCGCGGAGCAGCUUGUCUAAUUUGCAGGCCAUAGCCGAAGGCAGGAAGCAGCUGAUGGAGCUCGCCGGAGAUAUGCCGGACUCCAAUCUCGAACUCUCCCUCAAAGACAUCGUGAACGAAUGGAAUGUUUCCCCGUCUCGAGCAAUAACAGAAGGGGAUCAUGUGGGGGUCGUUAAAGGUGGGAGCUUUCAUUUUGCGACGGAAAAGCAGAGCAGCAGGAGAAACAACAGUAUGCAGCAGCAGAAGAAGAACGCGGCCAUCAAGCCAUUUGUUGUCCCGAGGAGCUAUAGUGUCGACAAAGGGACCUUCUUGAUCAAGAUGUUCGGUCCGUCUACUCGCAGCAGCUGGAAAACGAACGUGAAAUCUUCGUCGUCGUUGAAAGAAGGCUGUGCCGUCAGAAGCAGCAGCAACAGAUGCGGAAGCUCUAGAACUACCAGCAGAAGCAGCAGCUGUAGUAGUAGCGGUUUCAGUUCCAGCAGUACUACCAGACUCAGAAGGCAGAGCAGCGUUACCACCACUUCCACUUCCUUCCUCGACUGCUUAACUUGCUUGCCUUCCUUUUGCGCCAGAGGAACCCACAAGAGCAAGCAACGAAGUAGAGAGUGCAUGUUUUGAACAGGGAAAUCACACUAGAGAUCGAACCGGUCUACUGGUAAAAAAAUCGUUGGCUCCUAAUCAACAGGAAUUGGCAGGUCUUCUCAUCAGAAUCUUUCCUUGACUGACAAGUAAUUGUAAACCCAUGCCAACUUCUCUUCUCAAACAUUGGCUUGGAAUAGGUUCUCAUGGUAGAAACUGUUGUUCAUCAGGUGUUUUGCUCUAAGCUUCGGAGACUUCCUCGUUCGCACUUCUCUGUACCAUAGCACAGUCGUCGAACUGUGUUCGAUUGGUUGGCUAGUUCGAUUGGUUGGCUAGCCGGCUGAUAUGUUGGAUGCUCUGUUUUUUCCGUUCUUCUAAACACUGAGUACGACUGAGACUGAGACUGGGACUGAGAUGUCUUGUUGUUUGGUUGUAUUGGCUAAAUUGAUUAAACUAUUGAGACCUGGCCAGGAUUAACAAAUGGAAGCCUUUGUGGUUUUUAAUGCUUUGAACUACUUUCCUGUAGAAUCUUGUAGCAGAGCAGGAGCUUGAUGGUCUCAGUUUAACCAGAAGACUCUGUCCUGAUUGAUGUUUUGGGUAAUCAGUAGGGAGUGGUGGUUCGGUUAAAUCAAACAUAAAACCAUUAGAAAUUA
This is a messenger RNA of Linum trigynum, 3304 nucleotides long. The record is from the annotation of a GenBank genome assembly. NCBI's taxonomy places the organism in Eukaryota, Viridiplantae, Streptophyta, Magnoliopsida, Malpighiales, Linaceae.